GGCUUCUCCAAGAAGAGUCACACAUUCCUGCCUAAAAUAUUUAGAAAAAUGUCUACUCAGUCAACAAAAGAAAGACCCGAAAGCUUACACUUUCCUUUCCUUGACGAUGAAGAUACCAUCUCCACACUCAAAGAAUCGAAAACCUUUUUUAUUUUGAGAGGUCUCCCUGGCAGCGGGAAGUCCACUCUUGCCCAGGCGAUUCAAGAGAGGUAUAAAGACGCCUGCAAGGUCAUCUCUGUUGAUAACUAUAAAAUUACACCUUUAAUAAGAAGCACCAUUCCUGAAGAAUAUUCAAAGGUGGAUGAGGAUCUAGUUGACUAUUGCAAACGAGACAUCAGCGUUAUCGUUUUGGAUGACACUCACCACGAGAGGGAACGACUGGACCAACUCUUUGAUAUUGCUGACAAAUACCGGUACAAAGUCAUCUUUGCCGAGCCCAAAACCCAGUGGCGGAUGGAUUGCUUGCAGCUGAAGGAGAAGAAUCAAUGGAAACUGUCAGUGGAAGAGCUGAAGAAGAUGAAGCCGAGCUUGGAGAAGGAAUUCCUACCCAUGUAUUUUGGGUGGUUUUUGAGCAAAAGAAGCUCUGAGAUCCUGAGGAAGGCCGGCCAGGCCUUCUUAGAUGAACUUGGAAGCCUCAAAGCCUUCAAAAAGGAGAGUAAAUACUUUGCUUCUGCUAUUGAAGAUCCCAAAAUAAAAAUAGAUCUUACCGGCUACUUUGUGAAGAGGCCGCCCGGGGUCUUACACUGCACCACAAAAUACACCGAGUUCGGAAAAGCAGCCGGAGCCGAGGAAUAUGCACAGCAAGAGGCUGUGAAGGCUUCCUACGGCAAAGGCUUCACCUUGUCCAUUUCGGCCCUGUUCAUCACAACAAAAACUGUGGGUGCUCGCGUAGAGCUGAGCGAACAGCAGCUGCUGCUGUGGCCCGGGGACGCCGAUAAGAUCCUCCCCACCGACAACCUCCCGAAAGGCAGCCGGGCCCACAUCACCCUCGGCUGCGCCAACAGCAUCGAAGCGGUCCAGACUGGGCUCGAUCUGCUGGAGUUUGUGAAACUGGAAAAGGCAGGGAACAAAGGGGAUCAAGUGGGGGAAAUUGGAGGAGGGAAACUGCUGUAUUUUGAUAACGGUAUGUGGAUGCUCACCCUUUCUAAAAAGAUGGAUGUGAAGGCAAUAUUCUCGGGUUACUAUGGAAAAGGAAAACUUGUGCCAACACAGAGCACCAACAAACGGGGCUCUGCUUUUAGUUCCUGCACCAUCAUCUAGGAGCACGGGCAGGGUAGCUGUUUGUUUGUUUUUAAAAGGCAAGUAACUCCUGUAACCUUUAAAAUUGUAAAGAGAAAUAAUUCUCCCUUUACUAAAGUAAGCCCUUUUGCCAAGCCCAGUGUGAAGCCUCUCUGCGGAGAGAGUUUAUCGGCCUCAGAACAAGGAAGAAAACAAGCAACUCUUGACUGA
Messenger RNA from Charadrius vociferus (killdeer), 1449 nucleotides. RefSeq names its product 2',3'-cyclic nucleotide 3' phosphodiesterase (gene CNP). The transcript has 3 exons. Bases 49 to 1260 code for a protein of 403 amino acids. Lineage: Eukaryota; Metazoa; Chordata; Aves; Charadriiformes; Charadriidae. Gene Ontology annotation, cellular component: cytoplasm; membrane. Gene Ontology annotation, molecular function: 2',3'-cyclic-nucleotide 3'-phosphodiesterase activity. The record is from RefSeq and is a predicted model, not a curated record. Gene Ontology annotation, biological process: cyclic nucleotide catabolic process.